This is a messenger RNA of Baudoinia panamericana UAMH 10762, 674 nucleotides long. RefSeq lists its product as uncharacterized. The annotation marks the transcript as partial. The record is from RefSeq and is a predicted model, not a curated record. NCBI's taxonomy places the organism in Eukaryota, Fungi, Ascomycota, Dothideomycetes, Mycosphaerellales, Teratosphaeriaceae. The transcript has a single exon.
GCGGCGAAUAGCGUUCGCUACAACAGCGAAGCAGCCAAUGCGGGUAUCUCGCAAUACAAACACGACGUCAUUGCGUCUUUCAUGCAGCUCACAAAUUGCUCGCGUUGCCGUUUCGUUAAUUCCGAACACCACCGCUUUGCCGAUCAGACCGCCAACGCUAUGCACUCUGUCCGAAAACGAGCAGCACAACCGCAAAACCAUAGUGAGAACAAGCCUUCCUGAGCUGUACCCUUCCCUGCGCCGCAUAAAUGCAACAGUCACAAUCGCAAGUCAUAUCAUCUUGAUCAAAUGCCUACGCGCCCUCUUCGUCCGUCUCACUCGCGCCUCCUCGCCCUCUCCUGAAGCCGCUCUGUGCCCAGUAGAUGCCAAAGCCGACCAGCGCCAGUACGAUGAAUAGGAUGAUGAUGAUCAGAAAGACGACAAUGUUGCCCGGCAUCCUGGUGUUUGAGCGGGCUCGGGAGCCGGCAGCGAGUGGCGAUGGUCGUGCUCGCGGAGCUGCAGUAUGCGGGCGGCGUUACGCCUUCCUUGUGUAUGUUUGUCCCCUAGCUGUGUGGUAUUGCGAUGUAUGAAUUGCACACGUGUAUACGUAUUGCGCUGGGUAACGAGUAAACGGGGGGUUGUCUGUAGGGUCGUGUGUUCGUCUAACGUAUGGAAGCUGGACUUGGGGGUUGAUG